AUGGUGGAUAAGGUGACUCAAAGUAGAUUGAUGGUGAGAUAUGCAAGGGUAUUGGUGGAUAUGGAGUUUUCGGAUCAUCCCCCGAAAUCUAUUGCUUUUAUCAAUGAAAGGGAUCAAUUAGUUGAACAAUUGGUGGAGUACGAAUGGCUCCCUUCUAAGUGUGCUGCGUGCUCGCAAUUAGGUCAUGUAGUGGCUAAUUGUAACAAGGAAAAUGGAGUGACUUGGAAGGAGAAGUCCACUGUUGAGAAUGGAGAAAAAAAAGAUAAGAAGAAAGUUAGUACAGAGGUGGAGUUACAACAGCCAUCUGGGUCUGUUAAUCUAGAAAACAGAGUGGAUAAUCCUACAAAUGAAAUAGGGAGUACUGUUUUUGUUGGAAACUGGAUUACUCCCAAAAGGAGAGGGUCAAGACAGGCAGUGGCAGCUCCUUACAAGACAGAUGCAGCUCCAGGCAAGGCUAUUUCGGGGUGGAAUGUGAGGGGUAUGAAUAAAAGAGAAAAGCAAAAAGCUAUUCUAGGUGUUUGCAAGGAAAAUAAGGUUGGUUUUGGUGCUCUAUUUGAGACUAAGGUGAAACAUGAGAAGAUUCAUGAAGUUUUUGAGAAUAAUUUCCAGAAUUGGGAUUACUUUUCUAGUCCUAUCAUCUCUGGUAGAAUUUUGGUAUUUUGGCAAGCAAAGUUUGUGAAGGUUGACAUCUUGCUAGAAGAUCCUCAACUGGUGCAUUGCAAGAUUAGAGUGUGUGGCCAGCAGAAGAUGUUUUUUGCCACGGUGGUUUAUGGUAGUAACUUUAUGGGGGAGAGAAAAAAAUUAUGGGACAAGUUAGCUAGUAUUGGUCAACUGAAUAAUCCUUGGAUUAUUUUUGGAGACUUUAAUGCUAUGUUUAGAUUCCAAGAUAGGAAUGGUGGGAGACAAAUCCUAGCAAAGGAUAUUGCUGAUGCUCAAGACUGGUUGGCUUUAGGCCAAGUAGAGGAAUUCAAAUGUUCUGGUGCGCUCUAUACUUGGUCGAACAAGCAUGAAGUAGGAGACAUAAAUUUCUCAAAGCUUGAUAGAGCUUUUACUAAUGAUUUUUGGCUGGACUCUUUCCCGAAAACUGAAGCUUGCUUCAAAUGGGACUGUGUUUCAGACCAUAGUUACUGUGUGAUUAAAAGUCAAGAAUUAAAUAAGGUGGGGUUCAUUCCUUUUCAUUACUGUAACCACUGGUUGCAGUAUAGAGGUUACAGAGAAGCUGUUUUACAGUGUUGGAAUUCUACUUUAGGUUCGGGAGGAGGCCUUACUAAGGUGGUUAAGAAACUGUUUAGAGUUAAACACGUUUUGAAAAGGUUUAACAGGGAAGAGGUUGGAGAUGUAGUUUUGGAUUAUAGGGUGGCUAAGGAGGAGUUCUGUAAAGCUCAGGAGGCCUUGGCGAUUAAUCCCUUUGAUUAUUAUCUGCAUCAGGCAGUUAGUCAAGCUCAGCAAAAUUUUACUGAUAUGCAGAAUCGGUAUGCUAGUUUUCUCAAGCAGCAGAGUAAAAUAAAUUGGGUUAAGUUCAGUGAUGAUAAUUCGAGGUACUUCCAUGUUGUUAUGAGGAAAAGAAGAGUGGAAAACAGAAUCACUACUUUCACUCUUGGUGACAAAAUAGAAGAUGAUUAUUCGAAAGUAGUGGAGGAGAAGUUUGGCUUCUAA
Messenger RNA from Humulus lupulus (European hop), 1656 nucleotides. RefSeq lists its product as uncharacterized. The transcript is spliced from 3 exons. The record is from RefSeq and is a predicted model, not a curated record. Bases 1 to 1656 code for a protein of 551 amino acids. Lineage: Eukaryota; Viridiplantae; Streptophyta; Magnoliopsida; Rosales; Cannabaceae.